Molecule: messenger RNA, 2478 nt
Organism: Linnemannia hyalina
Lineage: Eukaryota; Fungi; Mortierellomycota; Mortierellomycetes; Mortierellales; Mortierellaceae
Source: the annotation of a GenBank genome assembly
AUGACAAUGACGAGAGACACUCCCGCAAACGUGCCCCUUUCAUGCAAAUCCGACUUUGAUUGCCUUCAAUCAACCCGUCCCGCCAACUGGCCCUCCUCCCAUCCUACUAUCCGCACCGGCAACUACGCAUGUGUCUUUGCCGACGCCAGCACCACCGGCACCUGUCAGUUUGUUGUCACCGCAGGGGAGCGAUGCAACGCUGCAGCCGACUGCGCUGCGUAUGCUUUUUAUUCCCAGUUCAACCUAUCCACUCCCGCCGACCUCUGCUCUCCCCAGUACUGUACACUCGAGUCGACCUGCGGAAGCCCUUGGCAAGACAAGGACGCACCCUCCAGCCACACCUUCAACACCUCCGCAGACAGCCUCAUCUCUUGCUGCGGAGGCCAGCCAGCGGGAUCGAUCUGUACAUUGGUCGGUAGCAAUGUCGACACCUGCCAACACAGCAACAGCUGCAGCUUUGAUUUCGACGAGGAGAACCCUGACCCGACUCAGCAUAGUGGGCAUACCCUUGACCAAAUGAAACAGCUUGGCCUAGGCUCUUGUCAACCCCUCGACAAGCGCAACCAUGUCUGGAUCGGCGUUGUUAUUACCCUCAUCUCGUCCACAGUCCUGAACCUUGGGCUCAAUGGGCAGAAAUACGCCUUGCGCAAGCAUGACGAGAGACGCGUGAUGAAGGAGCUCGAGAUGGAAGAGGAGCAUGAACGUUGGCGACAGGAGCUAGGAUGGACCGAGGAGCAAGUUCAGGAAGAGGCAUAUCGGCUGUUUGAGAUCAAGGAGGAUCGCAGAGGCAAGCUGUAUCGUCAGCUCAAACCGUAUAUGUUUUGGCGUGCUAUUUUUGUGUCAAAGCUGUGGGCUGCAGGGUUAGUUGUCUUCAUUGUUGGUAAUCUCGGAGGCUUUAUUGCCCUGCGGUUUGCACCACAGUCUUUGACCGCUCCGCUCGGAUCGAUAUCGCUCAUUUCAAAUGUCAUCAUUGCACCACUUAUCAACAAGGAGGUUCUUGGACGAUGGGACUUGGCAGGCAUCUUUUUCAUCGUUGCUGGCUCUGUCAUCGUCGUCGUCUUUUCGGGAAUCGUUGCUCAAGAUUACAAACUAUGCGUGCUUAUCAAUCUCUUUCAGAAGCCCGCUACAAUCGCCUACUUGUCGCUCAUUGGGAUCUUCAUGAUUUUCACCUACUUUUUCAUCAAGUUUGUCGAAAAGAAUGUUGAAAACGAAGAAGAUGUGGCCAUUGGUGUCUCUUCUGAAAAGCAGCUACAGCAGGAACAACGCCUCUACCGCAUCAACUCCAACAUGAGCAAUCUCAGCCUUACACAGAAGGAACAAGAGAAAGGGGCAUCAAGUCAACAUGGCCGCAUGCCUAGCAUCGACGUACAACGACCGAUCCAUAUCCAUAACCCCGUACGACCCUUUGUUCAGGAACACGAUGGGCUUGCAGUAAACUCAAGCAUCAGCCAUCAAACCACCGUGAGCGAUGCCUCGGGUACCGCAGUGGGAGCCUCUUCAGCUGUUGGGGCCGAGCAUCCAUCAAAGGACAACACCGAUCCUCGACAGUCGAUCUACUCCAUCAAAAGUGGGAAAUCAAGCAGGAUCUCGGUUUUGAGUGUGGGGGAUGCAGGAAUCUCGAGUCCAAAGGCAGAGCGGCGUCUCACGUUUGAGACGCCUCGUUCAAAGGUGUCGUCCAACCUGUCUACCCAAGUCAAAUCCGUUAGUGGUGGUGGUGGAGGUGAGGAAAACACAGGAACGGACGUGACAGCAGGAGCAGGAGUGGGAGCAGAGGAUGUUGCUGAUGCUUCUGGGGAGGAUAGCCUGGUGCCGCGUCCUGGUGUAGAGCGAGCACAGUCCAUGACGACCUCGGUCAUCUCCCAACGAUCAAACCGUCGACGCCGUAAUCGAGCUAGUGAAAGUGACAUCAAGAAAGGCCAGGGCAAGGAAGGAAGAGUGUCGUUCUGGCAGCGAGUUAGGAGUUUCGAGAUUAUUCCGUCGCUACCGGAGGAGAAGCUGAUUCGGAGGAACUCGCCGCUGCUGCGGUUUUGUCUUCCGCUGUCGUAUGCGGCAUUGGGAGGGAUGAUGGCAUCGUAUACAGUACUGUUUGCAAAGUCGCUGAUCAAUUUACUAGUGACGAGCAUCUUUGACGGGGAUAACCAGUUUACGUCUGCGCUGGCGUGGGUGAUUCUGGUGGUGACGGUGGUGACGGCGGUGUCGCAGGUGUACUGGAUCAACAUGGGCCUGAAGAAGUACGAUGCGUUGCUGCAGGUUCCGGUGUUCUUUACGAUCUGGGUGCUGCUGGACAUUGUUGGAGGGGGGAUCUAUUACGACGAGUUUUCGGGGUUUACGGCGACAAAGUACAUGUUGUUCUGUCUCGGGGUGCUGACGGUGUUCUUUGGGGUUGCGCUGCUGGCGAAGCGGCUGGCAGUACUUGCGAAGGAGGACGUGGGCGAGUUGCAAUCGCAGCCUGUCUCUCGACGCGGGUCGACCAGUUAG